AUGAUCGGCCAGAAGACGCUCUACUCCUUUUUCUCCCCGAACCCCGCCAGGAAGCGAAGUGCCUGCAGCCCCGAGCCGGCCUACCCGGGGACCGGCGUGGCGGCCGUAGCUCAGAGCGGGGAUGUGGCGGCCAGCCCCGCCAAGAAGCCCCGGGCCGGGCCGGAGGAGCCCGGCACGCCGCCCUCGUCGCCGCUGAGCCCGGAGCAGUUGAUCCGCAUCCAGAGGAACAAGGCGGCCGCGCUGCUCAGACUCGCGGCGCGUAACGUGCCAGUGGGUUUUGGUGAGAGUUGAAAGAAGCACCUCAGCGGGGAGUUCGGGAAGCCAUACUUCAUAAAGCUUAUGGGAUUUGUUGCAGAAGAAAGAAAACAUUACCCUGUUUACCCUCCCCCUCAUCAAGUCUUCACGUGGACCCAGAUGUGUGACAUAAGAGACGUGAAGGUUGUCAUCUUGGGACAGGAUCCAUAUCACGGACCCAAUCAAGCUCAUGGGCUCUGCUUCAGUGUUCAGAGACCCGUGCCGCCCCUGCCCAGUUUGGAAAACAUUUAUAAAGAGCUGUCUACAGACAUAGAUGGUUUUGUUCACCCUGGUCAGGGAGAUUUAUCCGGAUGGGCCAAACAAGGUGUCCUGCUGCUCAACGCCGUCCUCACGGUCCGGGCGCACCAGGCCAACUCUCAUAGAGAGAGAGGUUGGGAGCAGUUCACCGAUGCCGUUGUGUCAUGGCUCAAUCAGAACGCCCACGGCCUUGUCUUCUUGCUCUGGGGCUCUUAUGCUCAGAAGAAGGGCAGUGCCAUUGAUAGGAAGCGGCACCACGUGCUGCAGACCGCGCACCCCUCACCGCUGUCUGUGUACAGGGGCUUCUUCCGAUGCAGGCAUUUCUCUAAAACCAACGAGCUGCUGCAGAAGUCUGGCAAAGAGCCCAUCAACUGGAAGGACCUGUGACCUUGUGACCUGGAUCCUGGGGGUGACAUUGACCCUGGAGAUUGGGGUCUCUGAGCAGUUUUCUAAACGCUGUGAAAUAGAAGUAUUGGUCGUUUAUGAAGUCAAAGUAAGAAGAAAAUCUCCCUCGUGAUUCUCAAGCACCCUGCACAAGGGAACAUGUUUCAAGUGGAGCAGCCAU
Messenger RNA from Budorcas taxicolor (takin), 1117 nucleotides. RefSeq names its product uracil-DNA glycosylase-like. Gene Ontology annotation, molecular function: uracil DNA N-glycosylase activity. Gene Ontology annotation, cellular component: mitochondrion; nucleus. Gene Ontology annotation, biological process: base-excision repair; base-excision repair, AP site formation via deaminated base removal. The transcript has a single exon. NCBI's taxonomy places the organism in Eukaryota, Metazoa, Chordata, Mammalia, Artiodactyla, Bovidae. The record is from RefSeq and is a predicted model, not a curated record.